GCGCAUAUAUUUCCUUCCCGCCUUUUCAGCGUAAAGCUUUGAUGGCUUCUUUGCGUUGAUCUGGGAACUCAGAAAAACCAGCCACCCUAGCCUUUAGCCUCUAACCCUAAGCCCUAGUGCUUCUAACUUCUUUUCCGCUACUGCUCUGUGCCGUAUCAGGUAGAAUGAUGGAGACGUACUUGAAGAAAAAUUUCGACGUUGAUCCUAAGCGUCCGUCUGAAGAAGCUCUUCGCCGAUGGAGAUCUGCGGUUUGGCUGGUCAAGAACCCUCGCCGGAGGUUCCGCAUGGUCGCCGAUCUCGCCAAGCGUGCCGAGGCCGAGCGCAAGCGCCGCAAAAAACAGGAAAAGUUAAGAGUAGCUCUAUAUGUGCAGAAAGCAGCGUUGCAUUUCAUUGAUGCUGGUAGCUGCAUUGAGCAGAAACUGUCUGAACCAGUUAGACGAGCUGGUUUUGGUAUUGAACCAGAUGAACUUGCAUCCAUUGUUCAGUCUCAUAACAGCAAAGUCUUGGAACAUCAUGGUGGAGUGGAAGGAUUAGCCAGAAAAGUUUCUGUCAGUUUGGGUGGUGGUGUCUUUUCAAGAGAUAUAGCCAUAAGGCAAAAAGUCUAUGGCUUGAAUAAAUUCAUCGAGAAACCUCCCAGACCAUUCUGGAGGUUCGUCUGGGAGGCCUUGCAAGAUCUAACUCUGAUCAUCCUCAUGGUAUGUGCUGUAGUCUCCGUAGGAGUUGGAAUUGCUACAGAAGGGUGGCCAGGAGGUAUGUAUGAUGGGCUCGGUAUAAUACUGUGUAUUUUCUUAGUGGUUAUAGUUACUGCAAUCAGUGACUAUAAGCAGUCCUUGCAAUUCAAGGAUUUGGAUAAGGAAAAGAAGAAUAUAUUUGUUCAGGUCAUAAGAGAAGGAACCAGACAGAAGGUUUCUAUCUAUGAUUUGGUGGUUGGUGAUAUUGUACAUUUAUCAAUUGGAGACCAAGUUCCUGCAGAUGGGCUUUUCAUAUCAGGCUAUAGCUUGUCAAUCGAUGAAUCAAGCUUGUCGGGUGAGAGUGAACCUGUCGAUGUCGACAAAGAGAGGCCAUUUCUCUUAUCCGGGACCAAAGUUCAAGAUGGAUCUGGUAAAAUGCUGGUAACCUCUGUUGGUAUGAGGACAGAGUGGGGGAGAUUGAUGGUUACUUUGAGUGAAGGGGGAGAAGAUGAGACACCAUUGCAGGUGAAGUUGAAUGGAGUUGCAACCAUUAUUGGGAAGAUUGGAUUGGCUUUUGCUGUUCUGACAUUUUUGGUUUUGACCACAAGGUUUCUGGUGGUGAAGGCGCUACAUCAUGAGAUAAAGAACUGGUCCACGAGUGAUGCUCUGGAACUUUUGAAUUUCUUCGCCAUUGCAGUAACCAUACUCGUGGUUGCAGUUCCAGAAGGAUUACCGCUAGCAGUAACGUUAAGCCUUGCCUUUGCAAUGAAGAAACUAAUGAAUGAUAAGGCGCUUGUGAGGCAUCUGUCUGCGUGUGAGACGAUGGGUUCUGCUAGCUGCAUUUGCACAGAUAAAACAGGAACACUGACUACGAACCACAUGGUGGUAACUAAACUAUGGAUUUGUGGAGAAGCGAAAUUGGUAAAGGGCAAAGACGCUCAAAAUCUAUUAAAUUCUUCUAUACCUAAAAGGGUAUUGGCCACUCUUUUGCAGUCUAUAUUCCAGAAUACAAGCUCUGAGGUGGUGAAAGGUAAGGAUGGAAAGACCAACAUCUUGGGCACUCCAACAGAGACAGCAAUACUAGAGUUUGGCAUGCUUUUCACAGAUGAUCUCAAUGGCUCUUGGAAGGAAUCUAAGCUAGUAAAAGUUGAGCCUUUCAAUUCAGUGAAGAAGAAGAUGUCUGUGCUCGUUUCUCUUCCAGGUGGCAGGUUUAGAGCUUUUUGCAAAGGUGCAUCAGAAAUAAUCCUGAGGAUGUGUGACAAGAUUGUCAAUGAACAGGGGGAUGCUGUGCCUAUCUCAGAAGAACAAAGGAAAAGUAUCAUAAGUGCAAUAGAUAGUUUUGCUUGUGAAGCUCUAAGAACUCUGUGCGUGGCUUACAAGGAUAUAGAAGGCACGUUUAAUGGAGAUAGUAUUCCUGAUGAUAACUAUACCCUCAUAGCAGUUAUUGGAAUAAAAGAUCCAGUUCGUCCUGGUGUAAAGAAAGCUGUUCAGACCUGUUUAGCUGCUGGGAUUACGGUGCGGAUGGUCACUGGUGAUAAUAUAAAUACUGCGAAAGCCAUUGCUAAAGAAUGUGGCAUCUUGACAGAUGAUGGAAUUGCCAUAGAAGGGUCAGAUUUUCGUGAUAAAAGUGUUGAGGAGUUGAAGGAAAUAAUACCAAGACUUCAGGUGAUGGCUAGAUCAUUACCCCUAGACAAACAUAAGCUAGUAUCCCAUUUGAGGAACGAAUUCAAAGAAGUUGUGGCAGUGACAGGUGAUGGGACCAACGAUGCUCCUGCUUUGCAUGAGGCAGAUAUCGGGCUUGCAAUGGGUAUUGCAGGAACAGAGGUUGCAAAGGAAAAUGCCGAUGUUGUAAUAAUGGACGAUAACUUUACAACUAUUGUGAAAGUUGCAAGAUGGGGCCGUUCGGUUUAUAUCAACAUUCAGAAGUUUGUACAAUUCCAAUUAACAGUUAAUGUUGUUGCUCUCAUGAUAAACUUCAUCUCUGCCUGCAUCUCGGGAUCUGCUCCUCUUACUGCUGUUCAGUUGCUUUGGGUGAACAUGAUCAUGGACACUCUUGGGGCAUUAGCACUGGCUACAGAACCUCCAAACGAUGAGCUGAUGAAAAGACCUCCUGUCCGAAGGAAUGUUUCGUUCAUAACCAAGGUUAUGUGGAGGAAUAUUAUAGGCCAGAGCAUCUAUCAACUGGUUGUCCUUACAGUUCUCAAGUUUUAUGGAAAGCACUUGCUGAAGCUUGAUGGUUCAGAUGCUAAUUCUACCCUUGAUACAUUUAUAUUCAAUACCUUCGUUUUCUGCCAGGUUUUCAAUGAAAUAAACAGCCGGGACAUGGAGAAAAUAAACAUACUCAGCGGCAUGUUCAGCAGCUGCAUAUUCAUGUUUGUUAUCACCUCAACAGUAGCCUUCCAAGUUGUUAUAGUUGAAUUUUUGGGCACAUUUGCAGAUACUGUGCCACUUAACUGGGAUUUGUGGCUAAUCAGCAUACUCAUUGGAGCAGUGAGCUUGCCGGUGGCCGUUGUCCUCAAGUGCAUCCCCGUCAACAUGGCUAACUGCAGCAUUGUUUCUGAGCAUCAUGACGGUUAUGAACCCCUCCCCAGCGGUCCGGACCUGGCAUGAUUUAAUCAAACUACAAUGGCUUCCAUUUGGAAAGGCAUAUACGUUUUCGGUAAUAAUUCGAAUACAACUUCACUCAGUGUUUUUGGAUUAUGAGGAGCUAUAUGCUGAUUUUAUAUUUUUUUAAUUCUUUCCUGAUUUCCUGCAGUAUUGCAUCUCCUUGUAUAGAGUUCAGCCUGGAAGUGUAGGUGGUUUUUGAGUAGGAAAACUUAGAUUUUGAUUGUUUCUAUUUGUAACGACCCAUCCGAGCUAUGGCACUAUUAGUGAAUAAUCAACCGAAUUAUUCACACAAUAAACUAACAACUGAAGGAUUGAACUAUAUUUCAAUAGGAAACGCUUUAGGUGGGUACUAGGCUUCGUCUUUCCUUUUGCCCCACUCGAAGAAUCAAUUCCAAAACAUAAAGGAAGCAUAGCGGAACGAGACCCGAAACCCGAGUGAGUUUCACCUUUCUUCAGCUCGUUUCACAACAAGGCAAAGAUGAUCCAGGCACAAAACUAGCACAACAAAAUUUCGCUGAGUACUGAAAAUUUAUGGGAACAUACAUUUCAAUCCUUACCUAAUCUAAAACUUAGCUCUACCAACUAAAGUCAUAUGCAUCAAGCAAUCUCAAUCAUUUAUCACACUAUAAUGAUUACAAUAACUAGAUACAAAUCAGCGUCCAACAACAUAUAUAUUCAAUCACGAGAAUAAAUAUACAUGCAACACCCGUGAAUGCAUGCAUGAAUAUAUAUAUACAUAUAUAAUUUAGGCAAUAUCGUUAGUCGCCACAUCCUCCUCCCAGCAUCAUCCCUACUUUCAUCUAGACAUACAAUACGAGGUAAAACCACAUGAGUCAUAAAGACUCAGUAAGAGUGCAAAUGAAUGCAAAUAAGAUAAUAUGUGAGAUGCAAUGACAAGUAAGUAUACAUGAAUGGCGAGGUAUCACUACCUUCCGAAUCCAUAUGUUCGAGGCAUUAACCUCCCAAAUUACCCACUCCACUAGACCACUUAUAGAACAUGCAUAACACACAACUGCAAACAACAUAUAUUUAUCAAUAUUACAAAUCAUUUGCAAGGCUACCAUCUUUGAGGUUAUCCCUUACUUGGCUCAAAGUCUCAUCUCUGCCAAAAGCGAGAACGCCAACCUGCUUCGCACUCUUCUAGGACCACCGUAUCUUAUAUUACCCUUACUGAGUUCCCAAAUUCACCCCUAUAUUUUCCCCACUAAUCAUACAGAUGACUUGGGGUGAAAAAGGGAAAGGCAUGUUGGUGGACAAGACGCCAGUUGGCAGUGAUCGUGGAUCAUGAGAAUGUGAGUUAAUCUCAUGUGUUAAUUAUGUAAUGUAUCUAUUGUGUAUUAACUAUGGGUAACGAUUAUGGUUUGACUCGAAGUCAACUCAAAACAAAUUAAGGUUUCAGCCAUGAGUAAACCCAGUGUGUGUUGGGAAUUUGAAUCGGCCAGUUGUGGUCAGAAUAUGAAAUAUGUGUAAAUAUGCUUGUCUAUUGGAGUAUUUUAUUGAGCGUGUUGGUAUUUAUUUUAUUUGUCUGUAAAAAUUGAAUUUAUAUUUUA
Molecule: messenger RNA, 4828 nt
Organism: Diospyros lotus (date-plum)
Lineage: Eukaryota; Viridiplantae; Streptophyta; Magnoliopsida; Ericales; Ebenaceae
Product: calcium-transporting ATPase 4, plasma membrane-type-like
Exons: 7
Coding region: 165-3281 (1038 amino acids)
Biological process (GO): calcium ion transmembrane transport
Cellular component (GO): intracellular membrane-bounded organelle; membrane
Molecular function (GO): P-type calcium transporter activity; ATP hydrolysis activity; ATP binding
Source: RefSeq, a predicted model, not a curated record